Messenger RNA from Pelobates cultripes (western spadefoot toad), 435 nucleotides. The record is from the annotation of a GenBank genome assembly. NCBI's taxonomy places the organism in Eukaryota, Metazoa, Chordata, Amphibia, Anura, Pelobatidae.
AUGGUCCCUAGCGGUCGCAAGGCUAUGAGUAAAUCGCAUAAUUUAAUAAGUACUGCCUCCAAAACUAGUAUGACGGACAGGUUGCGCCCUGUUGAGACUGAGGACGUGGUGCUCCCACAUAAAAGAGCCCCCCACCGGGCAAAAGCGGUGCGGACUUGGAAGAGGGCAAAAGCCCUACCUGAUUUGUCUGACUCUGAUUCGGACUCAGAGGAGGUUUCAGAUGGGUCCGAUACCAUUGACCCAGUUUAUUCGGAGGACUCUUCCCCCAAAUGCAGCGAGACUGCACCGCCAGCUGUAGAAGCUGAGCAGGAGGCGGACGAAUCCGCCAUCUUAGACCCCCAAGGGAAACCCCUUUUUCACCCUGAUGCCCUGCAUAAUCCUUGCUCGGCUGACUGGUACCCCACGACCCAUGUGGCCAUUUAUAUAGCAACCAGG